AGGAUCGCAGAGCCCGCGGGCCGGGCGAACAAAGCGACGGCGGCGCCGGCAGCCCAGGCGCCGGACGCACGGAGCGAGCGACCCGCUGCGCCUUUGUCUCGGGCGGGGCAGGAGCGGUGGCCGGUGUGGGGCAGCCCGAGCACAGAAUGCGGCGCCCGGAGGGGCGGAUCGAGGAGCGCUGCUGCAGCAGGAGGCGUGGAGCCCGGACCGGAGCCCAAGCGGACUUGUGUGUGUGAAGGGGGUACCCGGCGCGCUGCCCCGCGAGCGCCUGGUGGCCGCACGUGGGCGGGAGCGACUGCCCGCUAGUAGCCCGAGGAGGAGGAGGAAGAGGAGGGCCGCGCGGCCGCGCAGCGGGGACCCGGGGCGGCCUGCGCGAAGCCCCGCCCCGGCCGCCUAGCCCCGCGCGGGCGGGCGGGAUGCCCCGCGGUCACCGCACUUUAGCCUUAGCGCUGCCCUGAGAGAGCUGGUCCAGCGGCCGCGGCGGCGAGCGCACGGGCGCCGCGGGCGCCAUGGAGCAGUGGCGGCAAUGCGGCCGCUGGCUCAUCGACUGCAAGGUCCUCCCGCCCAACCACCGUGUCGUGUGGCCCUCGGCGGUGGUCUUCGACCUGGCGCAGGCGCUGCGCGACGGCGUCCUGCUGUGCCAGCUGCUGCACAACCUCUCCCCCGGCUCCAUCGAUCUGAAGGACAUCAAUUUCCGGCCGCAGAUGUCCCAGUUCCUGUGUUUGAAGAAUAUUCGCACCUUCCUCAAAGUCUGCCACGAUAAAUUUGGACUAAGGAACAGCGAGCUGUUUGACCCCUUUGACCUCUUUGAUGUGCGAGACUUCGGGAAGGUCAUCUCUGCCGUGUCCCGACUCUCUCUGCACAGCAUCGCGCAGAACAAAGGGAUCAGGCCUUUUCCCUCAGAGGAGACAGCUGAGAAUGAUGACGAUGUCUACCGAAGCCUGGAAGAGCUGGCCGACGAACAUGACCUGGGUGAGGACAUUUACGACUGUGUCCCGUGUGAAGAUGAAGGGGAUGACAUCUAUGAAGACAUCAUCAAGGUGGAGGUGCAGCAGCCCAUGAAAAUGGGCAUGACCGAGGAUGAUAAGAGAAGCUGCUGCUUGCUGGAGAUCCAGGAGACCGAGGCCAAGUACUACCGCACCUUGGAGGACAUUGAGAAGAACUACAUGGGCCCCCUACGGCUAGUGCUGAGCCCGGCGGACAUGGCUGCCAUCUUCAUCAACCUGGAGGACCUCAUCAAGGUGCACCACAGCUUUCUGCGGGCCAUUGACGUGUCCAUGAUGGCUGGCGGCAGUACCCUGGCCAAGGUCUUCCUGGAGUUCAAGGAAAGGCUCCUGAUCUACGGAGAGUACUGCAGCCACAUGGAGCAUGCUCAGAGCACGCUGAACCAGCUCCUUGCCAGCCGGGAGGACUUCAGGCUGAAAGUAGAGGAGUGCACGCUCAAGGUCCAGGACGGCAAGUUCAAGCUGCAAGAUCUGCUGGUGGUGCCCAUGCAACGGGUGCUCAAGUAUCACCUGCUGCUCAAGGAACUCCUGAGCCAUUCUGCUGACCGGCCAGAAAGACAGCAGCUGAAAGAAGCGUUGGAAGCCAUGCAGGACUUGGCCAUGUACAUCAAUGAAGUAAAACGGGAUAAAGAGACCUUGAAGAAGAUCAGCGAGUUCCAGUGCUCCAUAGAAAACCUGCAAGUGAAGCUGGAGGAAUUUGGGAGGCCGAAGAUUGAUGGGGAGCUGAAAGUCCGGUCCAUAGUCAACCACACUAAGCAAGACAGGUACCUGUUCCUGUUUGACAAGGUGGCCAUUGUGUGUAAGAGGAAGGGCUACAGCUACGAGCUGAAGGAGGUCAUCGAGCUGCUCUUCCACAAGAUGACUGAUGACCCUAUGCACAACAAGGACAUCAAGAAGUGGUCCUAUGGCUUCUACCUGAUUCACCUCCAAGGAAAGCAAGGCUUCCAGUUCUUCUGCAAGACGGAGGACAUGAAGCGGAAGUGGAUGGAGCAGUUCGAGAUGGCCAUGUCAAACAUCAAGCCGGACAAAGCCAAUGCCAAUCACCACAGCUUCCAGAUGUACACGUUUGAUAAGACCACUAACUGCAAAGCCUGCAGGAUGUUCCUCAGGGGUACCUUCUACCAGGGUUACCUGUGCACCAGAUGUGGCGUCGGCGCACACAAGGAGUGCCUGGAGGUGAUGCCCCCCUGCAAGAUCAGGAGCUCCUUGCAGUUCAGCCAGCCACUCCUGUGCUGUGAGCAUGCACUGUGGAGGCCACCUUUCUGUCGAGACUUCCACUUUGACCCCUGCUUUGCUUCCUUUGCAGGUUCUUCUGCAGACUCGGAUGCUUCUGGAGCCGCCCCAGGUCCCAAGAUGGUUGCUGUGCAGAAUUACCAUGGUAACCCAGCCCCUCCGGGAAAGCCAGUGUUGACCUUCCAGACAGGGGACGUGAUAGAGCUGCUCCGGGGUGACCCCGAUUCUCCUUGGUGGGAGGGGCGACUGGUUCAAACCCGGAAGUCAGGGUAUUUUCCCAGCUCCUCUGUGAAGCCCUGCCCAGUGGAUGGAAGGCCACCUAUUGGCCGCCCGCCAUCCCGGGAGAUUGAUUACACUGCAUACCCCUGGUUUGCUGGCAACAUGGAACGGCAGCAGACGGACAACCUGCUCAAGUCUCAUCCCAGCGGGACCUACCUCAUCAGAGAGCGUCCAGCCGAGGCUGAGCGCUUCGCCAUCAGCAUCAAGUUCAAUGACGAGGUGAAGCACAUCAAGGUGGUGGAGAAGGACAACUGGAUCCACAUCACCGAAGCCAAGAAGUUUGAGAGCCUCCUGGAGCUGGUGGAGUAUUAUCAGUGCCACUCACUCAAAGAAAGCUUCAAGCAGUUGGACACUACGCUCAAGUUCCCCUACAAGUCUCGGGAGCGCGCCACCACCAGGACCUCAAGCCGGUCUUCAGUGUUCACGCCGCGGGUCAUUGGCACAGCUGUGGCCAGGUACAACUUCGCUGCACGGGACAUGCGGGAGCUGUCGCUGAGGGAAGGCGACGUGGUAAAGAUCUACAGCCGAAUCGGCGGGGACCAGGGCUGGUGGAAAGGCGAGACAAACGGACGGAUUGGUUGGUUUCCUUCGACAUACGUGGAAGAGGAGGGCGUCCAGUGAGGGCAAGACCUGGCCAGGACUCACGGAUGUUCUUGGGAAUCACCCCAGCUCUGAAGUCCACCUCUGGCUUCUCCAUGGUUCUGGGAACUGCCUGCUAAGCCUGCAGCUGUUAUGGCCCACAGGGAUGGGGAAGGUGUUCCACCGUCACCUGCCCGGGGUGGCCCGUCCCUGGGUACAUUCCUUGUACAUAGAGGAAACCUGUGCUGGCCACACCCAGAGCACCAAGGAGAGGGGAACUUGGGGCCGCUGUGGCCAGGUGGGUGUGGAUGACAGCCAAGGUCAGAAGACACGGCCUGCCCCUCUGGUUUAGGUGUUCAGGUGUGCCAGGGAGAGCUGGGGACAGCAGAGGGGGCCCUUCCCAGCCCCGUCUGCUCGGCCCUGCACUGAUCUGCCUGUCUUUGCUGCUGCUCUCUAGAGUGGGUGUCAGGUCUCAGGAGGCAGGCAGGACCAGACCAUGCUGUAGCACACACUAGGCCCAUCUGGGGUGCAGGGUCAGAGAGUUUGCACAGGGGCCACCGGGUCAUGCUGGCUCUGCAGAUUUCUCUGACUGCCUCCCUUCCCCACAAGUCAGGGUCCUGCUGGGUGCUAUCUGGGCAGGGUCCCUCUUUCAGGAGGGGCCUUUGGAAAGAUGACAUUGCUGACCCACCCCCAUCCCACCCCGAAUCAGUGGUACUGCUCUUUGCUCCGAAGCCUCUUUCCUGAGGUCUUCCCUGCCCUGCUGCCAGGGGACACAUCAGUGAACCCCAAAGGGCAGGGGAGAGAACCAGGAUCUCCUCCUCCAACUGCCUCUUUUCUCUCCAGGAGGCACUCUUGCUUCUUCUGCAUUCCAAACCAUGGUCCCUAGGGGUCUGCUGGCCUUUGCACUAGCCCUCACCAGGUGUCCCCACAAAGAUCCUGCAGCCCACACACUGGGCUUGAGGCCAACCCAAAAUAAGUGCUCUUGGGGUGUCUCCACCCUUUUCCCCUCCUCUCUCCUGGUGCUUCCUAGCCAUUGACUCCCGUUUUCUCCCUCCAUCUUGCUGCACAAUCCUGGAUGAGGAGAACCAAGGCUAGGGUUUGAGACAUUGUCUCUGCUGGAAUGGGGCCGGGACCUGCACCUGGGGCUAUUUUCCAGCGUUGGCCUCGUGGCCUCCAGCUUCGUGCCCACACACAGCUUGCUGGGAUGUGGAGGGAGGCACCUAGGAACUCAGAAGACGGGGAGCAACAGAGAGUGAGACACCCUGGAAAGGCUCGGGCCAUGAGAAGCUGGUGUGGGAGCAGGGGGCUUGCAGAGAGUCGGGGGCACAGGCCACUUUGCCCGGCUCCUCGGCCCAGCCUGCCCGGUGCCAGCGCAGGCUGUGGGGAGGACUCUGCCAGCCCCUUCCAUAUGAAUGCCCUCAGAACACCCUUGUGCUUUAGUUUUUUUCUGGUUUUUGUUUGUUUGUUGUUGUUUUUGUCCUAUUAUGUUUUGUUUUGCCUGUUUGUGUUUUAAAGGGGAGGGGAAAGUUGUAAUUAUUUCAUCGAAAUCUCCCAUUAUAUAUCUGUGAAUAAGAGAUUCUAUAAUAGCAAAAUGAUGUAUAUUUUAGUUUGUCAUGAUAUAAGUCAUGAUAAUGAAGGACACUGAGAAAAAGAGUAAUCUAGAGCCCUGGUUUUGUGAGUGUUUUGUGUUUGUUUUGACGUUUGUGUUUGGUUUAGUUUUUUUUUUGUUUUUGCGCCACACUGGGCAGGGUGAUGGGAAGGCUGGGCAAGCUGGUACACAGGUGCCUCUGCAGGAGACUGGACACCAUUUGAGGGCUGAGGGCUGGGGGCCUGAGAUCAGCUGUGAACAUUUGCAGUACAAUGCAUGCAAGUCAGGGAUGAGGGGGUCCCACAGUCAGCAGCACCCCCAAUGGAACAAUUGUACAUUUGCCAAUGGGUUUUCCUCCCCAGACUACGGUUUUUACUACAAAUAAACCUACGUUCUAUUCUGCA
Molecule: messenger RNA, 5087 nt
Organism: Alexandromys fortis (reed vole)
Lineage: Eukaryota; Metazoa; Chordata; Mammalia; Rodentia; Cricetidae
Gene: Vav2
Product: vav guanine nucleotide exchange factor 2
Exons: 27
Coding region: 510-3137 (875 amino acids)
Biological process (GO): regulation of GTPase activity; intracellular signal transduction; cell migration
Cellular component (GO): cytoplasm
Molecular function (GO): guanyl-nucleotide exchange factor activity; protein binding
Source: RefSeq, a predicted model, not a curated record